Messenger RNA from Penicillium soppii, 2967 nucleotides. RefSeq lists its product as uncharacterized. Lineage: Eukaryota; Fungi; Ascomycota; Eurotiomycetes; Eurotiales; Aspergillaceae. The coding region runs from base 1 to 2967 and encodes 988 amino acids. The record is from RefSeq and is a predicted model, not a curated record. The transcript has a single exon.
AUGGAACAUCAGCUUUUUCACCAGCCAUCAACCACGCCCGUGAUUGUAUGCAAGCUAUGUGAACAUGUUAUUCGACCAAAAGAGGUUUUUCGGCACCUCCAAUCCGCGAAUCAUCGGAUCCCGAAGCCAAAAGCGCGCCAAAUUGCCGAUGCAGUUCAACAAUGGGAGCGUGCGGCGGAAUGUGAUGAAUGGCAGCCACCACUAGUAGUGAAUGAACCAAUUCCUAAUUUGCCUGUUUACUCGGAUGGCAUUUUAUGUGAGCAAGGCCUAUUUUGCCAAUUUAUUGCCCGGUCAACCACAACUAUACGACAACACUGGCGUGAUCAUCAUAGCUGGGUAGCUCCUAUCAACCGGGGCGGUCGUCGGCGGCAGCAUACUUCAUCGGCUGCGGAGCAACAAAUCCAGCAAUUCACUCGUAUCGUGCGAUGCCAACGUGCGUUUCCUCAACGGCUCGGGUCCCAUUAUAUCCGCGUUCAAACGCUCGGAGCCGAGGCUAUUCCCGAGGCCGAUUCGCUAGCAAUAUCUGAUCAUAAUAGUCAGGUGAUUGAUCAGAUGGAAAGAGCAUAUACCGAAAGACAAGAGCUUCCCCAGGUGAUCGUGGCUAGCCAGCGAGACGAGACGAAUCCAUGGCUUCGGAGGACCCAAUGGGCCGUCUAUCUCCAAGGGAUCAACCCGCACGACCUAGUGGACAGUGUCCGAGCCCCCGAUCCCGAAUCACUCGAUCCCACCGAGCAGGCUGCCUACGCAAUAUGGGAUUCAAUGGCCACUGUGGCUCGUAUCAGCCAGUUGAUCUACACCAAAACGAGCCACACUAUUCGGUGCGAGGCUGUUCGGACUAAGCGGGAUCGCCUACCCCAUCAACCACUACAAGCAUAUAUGGAUGGUGAAGCUGUUAAGCGACACACGGUCCCGUGGCAGCAGAUUCUCAUGUUUUUCACGCGCACGCAGGCCCCACAUGAUUGGGCUAGCCCCCACUACAGGUUUUCCAAACGCCAGCGAGCGGCUUGGGCCACAUUAUGGAGACUAGCCCAGGCAGAGCUUAGUGCCUCACCCAUCGUAGGCCAGGGCAGGGCAGGCCAUUCCAACACAGGCCUUUCCAACACAGGCCUUUCCAACACAGGCCUUUCCAACACAAGCCUUUCCAACACAGGCCAGUACAUGGAAGGCCAUUCCAACGCCGGGCAGGCCAACACAGGGCAUUCCAACACAGGGCAUUCAAACGCCGGCCAGAGCAGUGAAGACCUGAGCAGUUCGGACCAAAGCAGUAUACAUUCAGGAAGUGAUUCCGAGGACCAACAGCACCAAAUCACUAGCGAAUCCCCCUUUCAGCUCACUCCCCUUGACUCCGCCUGUCUAGAUUUUUGCAUUGAGCUAUUGAACCACCGAACUAAGGUCGAGGACUAUAAGAGCGCGCUUAUCUGCGCUAGCGCGGUGCUUGGACGUGGGGAGGCAGGCUGGGGUACUGCCCAGAGCUAUCCCCCAAUAUUGUCCAAAGUGAUCAAGAUUGCUCGGUUUAUGGUGGUCCACAAAGCAUUAAAGCUAGACCCAACGGCCGAGAAGAUGAUCCACCAACUAGCUACGCAUCAGAUGGCUGGCGAAUGGGAUACAGAGAGUCCGUUAGAUUCGCCUGAUUUCACGUUUUUAACGCAAACAACGGACGAUUCGUUUUACAACGAUAACGAUGGAGAUCAGGGGGCAGCACAGUCAUCGCACUUUAUUCAGUUUAGCCAGGGCCACACACAGGGCCACCGCCAACGAUCAUUCCGGGAGUGGGUGACCGAGAUGGUCAGCCAGUUUAUGGUCCGCGGCACUAACAGUCCAAUGCAGUGGCUGUUAGAUCUACGCACGUACGGCUUAAAGAUCCAUUAUAACAGCACCGCCACAGGCCAUGUUGGCUGGAUGAACCAAGACCAGCUGUUAUAUCAACAGUACAGUUUCACUAUGGGUGACUUCCGCGGCUUUACCCACGGCCUCGUAAGCUCCACACGCCAGAUACUACACGAAGAGCUCCUGUUUAGUCAGGCUAGCUCAGUUCCCUCGAUCCCGUGGCAGGCUAUGUUUGAUGAUCCUACCGAGACCGCGCACGGGUGGAGCUUUUUAAAAGACACCCGUACGGUAUGGCCUGUAGCCGGUAGCGAAUGGAUGGUGAAUCGGGUCCGAAACGAGAGACCACUCCAGCAGCGUUUUAUCGAGUCUAGUGCCGGCCGGCUCCGAAUGUCCGCUAUCGACGUUUAUCUUCAACGGGUAGCCCAUUUCCGCGAGAAGCUAGCCAUUGCUGUCCACGUCAGCGGAGGCCAGCCUGCACGGGCGCCAGAGCUGUUAAGCAUUCGGCACUACAAUACUGACAGCGGAGGCCACCGGAAUGUGUUUGUCGAAGAUGGUCUGGUAGCGUUUGUUACGCAGUACCACAAAGGGUUUUAUAGUACGAACGACGUGAAGGUUAUUCAUCGGUAUCUACCCCGGGAAGUAGGUGAGCUAGUGGUUUGGUAUCUAUGGCUAGUGCUGCCGUUUGUGGAGAGAUUGGAGGCGUACACACAGAAGGUGCGCGGGGAGGCAUCUGAUGCUGAGACGACUGGGUACGUUGGAUAUAUAUAUACCCUCCUCACACACACACCCAACACACCCAACACACAGUUCAACACAGAGAUCAACACACAGUUCAACACAGAGGUCAAACACACACAUAUGUAUAUAUGCCCCCCCUCUCUCUCACACCCACCCACCCAACACACACAUAUAUACACUAACACAUUCACUACCAGCCCCCGUCGACAGGCAUAUCUAUGGUCCCCUAUCCCACGGGGGGGGGGCGAACUCUGGCAGAGUUCGCUGUUAGGGCUUCCGGUUCCCGUCUGCGAUUGGCGGAAAAAGAAGUGGGCCCCGCCUGGGUUCAGUCUAACUUGCGACCCAGGGUUCAGGGUCCAAAUCACCCCCGUUCCGUCUAUAAAUUUGCAUAGUUCUAAGUGA